Messenger RNA from Acromyrmex echinatior (Panamanian leafcutter ant), 1002 nucleotides. Its product is annotated as B9 domain-containing protein 1. Gene Ontology annotation, cellular component: MKS complex. Gene Ontology annotation, biological process: cilium assembly. The record is from RefSeq and is a predicted model, not a curated record. Lineage: Eukaryota; Metazoa; Arthropoda; Insecta; Hymenoptera; Formicidae.
UCCACACGCAACGAUGCGUUACCAUUUUAAAUACACAUGUGUCAUUUCCAUGGUAACAACUUGCAGUUCGAUUAUAUAAACAGAAGAUUAAGAGCAUUAAGAGUCUUGAGUGUUUUGUAAAGGGCGAAUGAUCAGGGUAUUAUUGAUCACAAGUUCAAAAAAGGAAAUUCGAAAAACAAAGCUUUCUUUUGUCGACAAGUAUGUCAGUGGAAGGACAAUUUUUUCUCUCUGUUACCGGCUCUAUCGAGCAUGCAGAGUUUUACGAGGUCAAUAACAUUUAUUGCAAGUACUGCUUUCAUUUCGGACCUGACUGGAGCGUCGUUGCGGGAAUCGAAGAAGGAUUGACACAAAUGUGCAAAUGCAGCAACGAUUCUAGAAAUCUCGCCGUAUGGAACUUUCCAUUGGAGAUUACGUUCAAGAGUACAAAUCCACAUGGAUGGCCACAACUUAUCAUGUCAAUUUACGGCUUGGAUUUUUUCGGUCGCGACGUCAUCAGGGGAUACGGAGUGUGUCAUUUGCCUCUGAAAACUGGAUAUCAUGAGAAAAGAUAUUUGUUUCACAUCUUGCGAUCAAGACGAAUUAUAUCUGAUAAUGAAAGAUGUCACAGGGUGUCGAUAUACGUCCCGGAAUCGUCAUCCAUGUUGCAGCAUUUCAUGGAGUGGUUAACCGGCAGAAGACCGGAAUUAAUUGAUCCCACUAUACUUGCGUCCGGCGGCGGCAGAGAACUCACACGCAUGAGGGUCGAGGGAGUUGUUACCGUAAUGUUCAACGUCGUCUUGAAGGAUUUGUUCAAGCUGGGUUAUGACAACGGUGAAAAAUGGAAGAAAUGAUAAUGCCACAUAAACUCUCUCAAUCUGAAAAGGAUUACCUAGCCAAAACUAUCUUGUCAAAAAGUUACGAUAUAUAAUUUCAUUUUAUAAAUAAUAUUUUCUCGAAUAAACGAAACGUGAUUUUUCCGUAUAAUUUAUCGCUUCUAUUUUUCCUCAAUAUCAACGGCAAAAA